CUAUCUUUGCAGAUGUUGUAGCAUAGACUGAGAGAAAUUUUCUAGAGAAAUGACCACUUUCUCUAGGACCGCCCUGGUCCUCGCUGGUAUAUGUGGAUCUCUCUUUGUGGGUUACUGUAUCUACUUUGAUAGGAAGAGAAGGAAUGAUCCAGACUUCAAGAAGAAGCUGAAAGAAAAAAGAAAACAGAAGAAGGUGACCAAGAACAGUGGAGCAGAUGGGUUACGUGCCUCAGAUCUGAAGGAUCCUGAAUCUGUGCAGCGAUUCUUUUUGCAAGAGGUUCAACUCGGAGAGGAGUACCUCGCAAUGGGACAAAUUGAGGAAGCCGUGGAACAUCUUUGCAAUGCAGUUGCUGUCUGUGGCCAGCCAAGUCAGCUCUUGCAAGUCCUACAGCAGACACUCCCUCCUAAUGUCUUCCAGAUGCUCAUUACAAAACUCCCAACUGUGGGGGAAAGGUUGUUUCCUCAGUCCCAAGCCUCUGUGGCAGCUGAUGAAGAUGUAGAGUGAACAUAUGGUUGGGGAGAAAGCAUCACUUGCAGUAGAUGGGAUAAGCUGUGGUGAGACCUGGAAGUAGAUUAUGCAUGGUUCAGUGAGGAAGAACAUUUGUUGUUAUGCCUGGGCAUUGUUCUUCAUAAUUUGUCAUUAAUCAUUUUCUCCUUGAUGUGGAGUACAGAAUGAAAAAUAAAAUUUUCAAACCUG
Messenger RNA from Darwinula stevensoni, 697 nucleotides. The record is from the annotation of a GenBank genome assembly. Lineage: Eukaryota; Metazoa; Arthropoda; Ostracoda; Podocopida; Darwinulidae.